Egretta garzetta (little egret) is the source of this 1955-nucleotide messenger RNA. RefSeq names its product poly(ADP-ribose) polymerase family member 11 (gene PARP11). Lineage: Eukaryota; Metazoa; Chordata; Aves; Pelecaniformes; Ardeidae. The transcript has 7 exons. Gene Ontology annotation, molecular function: NAD+ poly-ADP-ribosyltransferase activity. The record is from RefSeq and is a predicted model, not a curated record. The coding region runs from base 1 to 993 and encodes 330 amino acids.
AUGCUUCAAAGAACAUCAGAAGAUUUUUUUCCAAAGAUGGAAAGUUCAGUUGAAGAGAUGGAUACCUCUGAUACCCAGUGGGGCUGGUUUUAUUUGGCUGAGUGUGGUAAAUGGCAUAUGUUUCAGACUGAUUCAAACAGUCAUUGCUCUGUUAGCAGUGAAGAUAUUGAAAGGAGCUUCCGAACAAACCCACAUGGUUCCGUUUCUUUUACUACUGCAAAAUUUAACUACAUGCUAGACUUUUCAGUGAUGAAACAAACCAACCUAACUACGCUUAAGCAACGUCCAAUAAAGCGAGCUCCCUUUUCUAUCAGUGCUUUCAGUUUCAUCUGUGAAAAUGAGGCUAUCCCUAUGCCUUCACACUGGGAGAAUGUGAAUACUGAGGAGCCAUAUCAGCUUAUUCCAUUGCAAAAGAAAACAAAUGAAUAUAAUGAAGUUUCUAGUCUCUUUGGAAAAACAAUGGAUAGCCACCGAAUUAAAAGAAUUAAGAGAAUACAAAAUCUAGACUUGUGGGAGUUUUUUUGCAGGAAAAAAGCUCAACUAAAGAAGAAAAGAGGUGUCCCAACUAUUAAUGAGCAGAUGUUAUUUCAUGGCACCAGUAAUGAAUUUGUAGAAGCAAUAUGUAUUCAUAAUUUUGACUGGAGAAUAAAUGGGAUGCAUGCUGCUGUAUAUGGAAAAGGGACCUAUUUUGCAAGAGAUGCAUCAUAUUCCAGUCGUUUCUGCAAAGAGGACAUGAAGCAUGGAGAUACUUUUCAAAUUCAUGGUGUGAAUCUGCAGCCUCACCUGCAUAGACCAGAUAAAGUCAUGUUUCUUGCUCGUGUGUUAACUGGUGACUAUAUCAAUGGUGAUUCAAAAUACAUGAGGCCUCCUUCAAAAGAUGGAAGUUUUGUGAACUUGUAUGACAGCUGUGUGGAUAACACCUGGAACCCAAAGAUCUUCGUUAUCUUUGAUGCCAACCAAAUCUACCCUGAGUACUUAAUAGAAUUUUGUUAAGCUUGAAAGGAGCUGAACUGAAUAUUGUUUGGUUUUUUGAUACUUUUGUUCCUUUUCUAAAGACAACAAUAUAAAAACAUAAAGCGUCAAAGGAGAGAGGUGAAAUAAAAGCUAGUGUAUGUUUAUGGAGGAGGGAAGCUAUUAAACAUUUAAGAGAGACUGUCAAACAAACUGUUUUUAAAAAUCUGUAAAGCAUUUUUCAAAUUUAGAGACUGUUACAAAUUUGAAGUUGCUUAGUGAGCCUUGAAUACAUUUGGCAUUGGUAAGUUUUCAAAGGCAAGAUUUAUGUUCUGAUUUUUUUUUAAUAACAUAACAAGUAUUUAUUCAUGUGGUAGAAAUAUGCCUCUAGUGUAGUAUGCGUAUGAUGAAACUAAUCUUUUAUAAAGAUUGUAGAACAUAAAAAUAAGAAAACCACCACCACCAAAAAAACCCCAGGGGACUUGGCCACAUAUAUGUGUAUGUUUGUGUUCUGUAGUACAUGUUGCUUUGUGUUUGGAGGUCUCUUAGUUUAGAUUCUAAACCUACCAAAAAAUCCAUCUACAGAAAACUGGUGAAGGAGCUACAAAGUUCACCAAAGCUGUUAUGUUUAACUUUAGGUACAUUUUACUGUAAGCUUCAAUUAUAUACUUGCAAAGCUUUGUUCAUAUGCUUGCAAGAUUAUAAAACCCUUGCACUAGGAUUUGAACUCUGGUUUUGAUGGAAAUGAUGCGCAUAAGCUCUUGAGCUCAGUGUUGGAAUAUCAGCAGUGCCAUAUACCCUUCUCUGUUCUUAUUCUAUAGAAUUUUUGCCCUCUUGUUAUAGUAUGCAUAUGCAUGCACUUACAUUCAUGCAGCUGUGCUGCUGUGAUUCUUGCCUGAUCAGGGUUUAAGAAGCACUCAGUGCCCAUGUAAUUACUGUUACUGAAGACAAUGUUUAGAUUAACUUUGCUGGAAAUAAUACAGUUAAACUAACAAUGAAAAUUU